Branchiostoma belcheri (Belcher's lancelet) is the source of this 1026-nucleotide messenger RNA. RefSeq lists its product as uncharacterized. The transcript has 8 exons. NCBI's taxonomy places the organism in Eukaryota, Metazoa, Chordata, Leptocardii, Amphioxiformes, Branchiostomatidae. The coding region runs from base 1 to 1026 and encodes 341 amino acids. The record is from RefSeq and is a predicted model, not a curated record.
AUGGCAUCUCUGGUGGUGAGACGCAGUGUCGUCUUGGCCUUUUUGGUUCUUCUCGUGACCCUCUCCGUGGAAGGCUCUCAUUUUCGCGGGGCGACCUUCUCUUGGAAACCGAUUCCAAACGACCCGGACACGAUCCAGUGCAACUUUCGUGUGAGUUGGAGGAGGUCUAGCGGCGAGGGUGGUGACUGUGACCAGACCACUAUAAACACCAAUCGCCUAAUCGGCAGUGGUAACUGGGACACCCCUGAAGGCUCUCUUCCCGCCCAAUACUACUGUACUGACUUCAGUGUGCAGGAGGACUGGUCACAGGGGUCCAACUCCAUGAACGUUUCCAUGCAGGGAAACACGGUCACCGAUAUAAGCUUUGACAGCUGUUGUUGGAUCACUGUUCAACAUCCAAACGGAGGAACCCACGAUCCAGAUUGGAAUUUGGUCGCUCAUGUUGACUUGUCAGUCAGACCUGACACCGGGCGCCCAAACUCCUCCCCUAUCUCAGCCAGCUCAGCUAUAUACAGGAUACAGAUCAGCUGUGACACCGUGAUCCGAAUCCCGCGGGAAGACCCGGACGGAGACGUGGUGAAGUGUCGGUACGCGUCGGUUUACAGCGAGUGUGGGGAGGCUUGUGAUCCGCUCCCGUUCUCUGUUCUCGAUGAGGACAAGUGCGAGAUCUCGUACAGGACGUCCAUGGGCAGCCUGAGGCCGGGAUGGUACGCCAUGGCCUUAACGCUAGAGGACUAUCCACCAGGCGCCGCUACCACUGUCGGGGCGGGGCUGAGUCGUGUGCCACUGCAGUUCCUCGUUGAUGCUUACACCUCCAACAACCAGUGCAACAUGAAACCAGUUCUGACCGGUCGCACCCCUCAAGACAGGGACAGAGUCCUGGUUCCCGGUGGAGGAACCUAUCAUGCCGUACUGGAGGCAGAGUCUCCUAACCCUGGUGUUAGCAUUGCAGAGAUCUCGACCGUGUCUCCCCUCGGUAUGAUAAAGUCUGCCCUGACAACCGAUUCUGACAAUCCCCCUUUGUGA